Lotus japonicus is the source of this 1089-nucleotide messenger RNA. RefSeq lists its product as uncharacterized. The record is from RefSeq and is a predicted model, not a curated record. The transcript has a single exon. Lineage: Eukaryota; Viridiplantae; Streptophyta; Magnoliopsida; Fabales; Fabaceae. Bases 1 to 1089 code for a protein of 362 amino acids.
AUGGACGAUUUUCCAAAUGUUUAUGCCUACUGUCAGCGCUUGAAACACCUAUCUGAUCAGUUGAGGAAUGUUGGAGCUCCUGUCACCAAUCAUCGCUUGGUUCUCCAAUUGGUUUAUGGUUUGACUGAGCCUUUUCGUGGUGUUGCCACACUGAUUCAUCAGAGCAACCCCCUACCCACAUUCGCCCAUGCUCGCUCCAUGCUGACUCUUGAGGAAGCUGGUCUGGCGAAAAUGCAGCACACUACCACUCACACUGCUAUGCAUACUUCGUCUCCGAGGGACUCUGAUGACUCCUCCCAGCAACGCUCCAACCGUUCUGAGUCUGGUCGCUCGAACAAUCGUUCUGGAUCUAGUCGCAAUCGCGGCAAUCAGGGUCGAUCUGGUAGACAUGAUCAGCGCGGUGGAUUCCGAUCCAAUGGCUCAUCUGGCUCCUCUGCUUCCUCUGCUGCAGCUCCCUCCCCACCAUGGCAGCCACCUCAGUAUCCAUCUUGGAAUCCCUGGAGUUGGGCUCCUCCUCCUUGUGCUAUGCCACCUUGUCCUUAUCCCACCUCUCAAUGGACUCGCCCCACUGGUCCUCCGCGCCAGCCAGGCAUCCUCGGUGCUCGUCCUCAGGCAUACACUACCACCGCUUCCCCAACACCCACUGACAUUGCGGCUGCCAUGCACACAAUGACUCUUACUCCUCCCGACAGCACUUGGUACAUGGAUACCGGCGCGUCAUCUCACUCAGCGGCAUCACACGGUAAUCUAUCGUCUUAUUCUAAUUUGAGUCACUUAAAUCAGAAACUGAUUGUUGGUAGUGGUCAGGGUAUUCCAAAUCAGGGCUCCGGUCACACAUCCAUUCCCACCUCAAACCACCACAAAUCUCUUGACCUUAACCAUGUCUUGCACACACCUGAUAUUAUUAAAAUUUUAAUUUAUGUGCGACAACUCACUACUGACAAUAACGUUUUUGUUUCCUUUGAUCCUUUUGGUUUUUCGGUCGCUGAUUUCAAGACGGGGAUCCCUCUUCUGAGAUGUGAUAGUGUCGGCGAUCUCUAUCCAAUCACCAAUCCCACUCAUUUUGCUGGUCUUGCUUCCGGUGUCUAG